GUAAUUCCGGGAGGCUGGGGGUGGUUCGCUGCCCCCCGCUUUGCGAGUCUCCCACCCCCUCUCGGACUGUCGGGGCGGGGGAGGGGCUCCUGUCGCCGGCCCGAGGAGGGGGAGGAGAAGGAGGAAGAGUAGCGUCUGCGGCUCCGUAGAGAAGUCGGUCCUUCUUACGACAGACACUACUAACGGGAAGACGUAGCACUGCUUCAUCUGUCUUCACGUAUCUCCUUCCCCUGGUGGGCUUUGGUAUAAAUGGAAGAGGAAUUUCAGCAGGCUCGAGCUAACCAACGUUUCUGUGUAAAUACACAACGUGCUUCCUCCUACGUUUUCUCUUGCAGAUGGGGCUCAGCUGAACAAGCUCUCCUCUUGAAUCCCGUCGUAAGCACCACCAUGCGGGAACCGGGCUAGACCUACUAGAGGCUGCAGCAAGAGCCUGGGCGGCCUUAAGCAGAAGCCAUGAGUUCUGUCCUCUUCUCUGGGAUGAUUUAAAGAUAAAAUAAGCUGCUUUGUUAACAACCGCAUCAGCCUAUCUGCCUCCUGCACUGUGCCAAUGCUUGUUCAACUGUGUAAUUAUGGAAACUGAUAGCAUGUGGCACAAGAAACAGCAAGAGAAGCACAGGCACCUAUAAAGGCCAGCUGAUUUCUUUGGGCUGCCAGUGGACAGAAGAGUUCUACUAUCACAUGGCCUCAGAGAGAACCUAGAGUGAACCCAUGCUUCUUUGCAGAGAACACACAUAUGGUUUAUUAGUCAUGAAACGAAUUCUUCUGUUUUUUAUCCUGGCUGCUGCUGUUAUGUAUGGUAUCCUGCAUGGAAAUCUGUGGAGAAAUAACUUCUACUGGAUUAGCUUUUAUGGACAGACUUCCUCUGUGAGGGCUUCUCCUUCCUAUGUGACUAGUGGAUUUACAAUCAGUUACAAUCAGCUGCCACCUACAGCUGUAGAGAGGAGGAAUGCAUUGGACACUUGUCUUCUGAAACCAGCAUUUGAAUCUUUAUUGGGUGUUGACAAAAUAUACCCAUUCCUGUGCGCUAAUGAUUUUAUCAGAGUGGCAGAGUUCCAAGGGAGCAAUAAGUUUGAACUACCUUAUGGAAUAAAGAGAGCAGAGCAAUUUUUUCGUUUAGCCCUUUCAAGAUUGCAGAACUGUGGCCUUUCCAGUGAAGAAGACAGCAUUCCCUGUCGACGGUGCAUUGUGGUUGGUAAUGGAGGAGUACUUCGAAAUAAGACAUUAGGGGAGAAAAUUGACUCGUAUGAUAUCAUAAUAAGAAUGAAUAAUGGCCCUGUGAUAGGGUACGAAGAGGAUGUUGGGAGGAGGACAACUUUUCGCCUUUCUUACCCAGAAUCUAUCUUCUCAGAUCCCAUCCACUAUGACCCUAAUACCACUAUUGUUCUCAUCGUCUUCAAACCGCGGGACUUGAAGUGGCUUUGGGAGAUACUUGGUGGUCAGAAAAUAAGUGUGAAGGGCUUCUGGAAGAAACCAGCUCUGAAUAUGAUCUACAAAUCGAGUCAAAUCAGGAUUCUUGAUCCCAGCAUCACCAGGAAAGCUGCUUAUGAGUGGCUUCAUUUCCCAACAAGGUUUCCUAAGAAGGAGAAACCCAAGCAUCCAACAACAGGGCUAAUUGCCAUUACACUGGCAUUUCACAUAUGCCAUGAAGUCCAUCUGGCAGGCUUCAAGUAUGACUUCACUAACAGAAAUAGCUCUUUGCACUACUAUGGCAAUGAAACCAUGUCUCAGAUGAUGCAGAAUGAAUACCACAACAUCACCGCCGAGCAGAAAUUUUUGAAGAAGCUUAUAGACAAGAACUUUGUGAUCAAUUUGACGUGAAAGCUGAAUGGAAAAUACAAAGAACAAUCACUAUUUUCAAGAUUUGAAAAAUGUUUAUUUUUUGUAUGACAUUUUUAUUUUUUAAGUGCAACAUAACUGUUUACUGUUUAAAGGAGCCCAGAAACCUCAUCAAGGCAAAAGCUUUUAACUGAGGGUAAUGGACUGUUGCAAACAAAGUUAACUGAAUUUCUGUGAAGCUAUUUAAUAGUGGGGAAACCAUGAAACUUUCAACUGAAAGUAUCAGGGAUAUAUAAAAAUGUGAUGUACAUCACUUUCCAAAUGAUUAAUUCUCUGGAAUACUUUUGUUUCUGAUGUUGUCCUCCAAAAGAGUUCCACUGUCAAGAGACUGAGAUGACCGGUGUUCAUUCAGUAGGUGGACAUAAAGUCAUGACUAUCUUGUCUUCUUGUAUGAAAAUUGCUUUAAAACUAUGCAUCUAAAUCAUUAGUGUGUGUUUUGGAGAAGGGGGAACAUACAGACUGUACAGGUUUUGUUCUGCCAUACUCCUGAGGAGAGGAUGUCCACCUUCAGCCGAGCAGCCACAGCUUCUGCACUGACCAUCAACUCUCGGCUUCUGUCUGCCUCUGCCGAAGGUGAAGACCCUUUGUCUGAUUUGUGGAGAUGUUGGUGUUGACAAUGUUGUACACAUUUUAUAGAAUAAUAAUACUCCCUGUGCUGUGCAUCCAGUAAAUUUUACAGUUGCUGACUUGACUUAAAAAAGAGGGAAUAUGAAGACUGAAGAGCUGUCCGAACUACCUGUGUCAGCCCCCAUAGCACAAUAGAAACAAAAGAUUGGACAAACAUGUUUAUGCCUGAGUUUAGAGUCAAUGUUUGUUGGAGUCCUAGUUCUCCAGGACAGCAUCUCAUGCAUUUUUUUGUUUGUUUCCUCAAAAACAGGUGGAUUUUUCCAAAUGAGGACAAUCUCCUUCCUCAGAUGUUGUAAUACAUCAAUACAAACAAGGAAUACUCCCAUUUUUGGCAUUAGAGUGUGGUAGGGAAUAUCCAGGAUGUACUUUGGCUGAAUUAUCAUUUGGCAUCUGUUUACCUCUUCUGUGUUGACAUUUAAGUUUGAAGUGUGUGGAUGAACUAAGUCAUUUAGCAGUGGGAACUUGCUCAAGAUUUUAGUUGAAACAUUUAAUGGGAAGUCUAUAUUUCCUGUAUUGGUUUGUCUCUGACAAGCCUGUGAAUAAAUGAAAUCUGCUUGGGAAAAAGCUUGACAGCUGUCAAAGAGCAACCAUGUGCAGUUCCAGUUCUCUCACAGGACAUCUAUAUAAAAUUUUUAUUUUAAUUAUGGCAGAAUUUCUGGAUGAUUUUGUGGUUAUCUUUAUUAAUCAAACCUGAAGAAAAGGCAAAUAAGUCCACUUAAAAAAGUCUUUGAAGUUGGUAGGAAUACCAUGGUUGCUUUUCUAUAAAAUUAUAUAGAGAGGACAUUUAGGAGUAAUGCAUACAAUCACAAUAUGAACAUAAACCAGGGUAUUUGUUAUUUUCAGAAAGUGAGGAUUGCAAGACUGCUGAACACAAUUUGUUUUGCUGCAGCUAUGUAGAAGAAUUGCCAUUUGGGAAUUAGGGGGAAGGCAGUGUGGUUUGGAGAGGUGCCACAGCUGAAGGGAAGGAGGCUUGUGUUUUCACCCAGUGAUUCCUGAGCUUUGGUCUGUUUCAAGCAAGCUGGACAUACCUGAAAUAACUUGAGAUGUCAGAAAAAUCUGUGGCAUGAGCUGGGGAAGGAUGCAGGUGUGUCCCAGCAAGGGACAGUGUGUGCCAUGGUGUCUUGUCUGCUGCAUGUUGCUUGGCUGCAGCUGUACUCCAGCUGUGUGCAGGGUGGCAGGUCGGGGUGUGGAGGAGAGGGGAUCAUGUCCCCAGGUGACACUGGUGGUAGAAAUGGAGGAAAUCAUCAGGUCUUCACCAACUGGCAGAAGGGCUCUUAAUUUUUUGUAUUUCCUUUACUUUUUCCUGAGACUUUGUAGAGAUUUUAGCUUGAAAAUCUCAAUACAAACACGUGGGGUUUCACUCAAGAAAAUAGUGACAUUAUUGCCUUUGUGUCUCUAACAGCAUUCAUUUCUCCUGGUUAUUUCAGUUAAUUAAAAAGGUUUGUAUGUGAUUCUGCAGCCCCAGACCUACAGUGAUUUAAACUCCGGACAGUAGUAAUUCCACUGCAAAAGCUGCUGUGGCAAGGCUUUUUGCAGACAUAGCAGUGUUCUCCAAGCUGUUGUUGCAUAGAAGCCCCUGGGAGAUCUUAGAAUGUGUUGAGAGCCAAGGCCAGCAGAAGUGGGGGGCUGCUCCUUCACCCUCAAAACCUGUGGUUGCUUCCAGAGCUGGAGCCCCCUGCUCUCCCAAUGGCUGUUGCCACAUUUCAGCUGCAUCCAUGUAACAUCUUGCAGGAAGCUGUCCAGGAGGGUAUUUUUCCAGGAAUUGUUGAAUAUGUUCUGGACACUGUGAGGAGAGUUUUUGUGAUGGUGCAGACUGCAUCCCUCUGCUUCUCCACCCCUGUCUCCAGUUCCAGGAAGUGGGUAGGGAGCUCUGCUUUUGAAGAUGUGGUUAUUUUCUCUGCUUUAUUUCAUCUCCAGAGAUAGUCUUCCCACUAAUCUCAACUGAUUCCUUCUCCAAUUUUUCUAGUAGGUUUUCUGCUUUUUUUGGGAGGAUGGGAUUUGGAUUCUAGCUGUAGCAGAUCAAAAUAAUUGGAAAAAAAUAGAAGCCUCAUGACAAACAAAUGGUGUCUCCCAAAAUCUUUGUACUUAAAAAAAAAAUUCCUUUAGUCUUUUCCACUUUUGCCACAUCAGCUUUUUGAUCUCCCUAAAAUAUUUUUUUAAAUAAUGUGUGGUGUUCUCAAUGAAUUUAAUAUGUUCUCUACAAGCAUUUAUCCAUAUCAGCUGUUUCUUUUCAUAUCCUAAUAAGCCUUCCCAUGGUAUGGCUGACUUAUUUUUCAAAUUAAGCGGUAUUUUGAGGGAUAUUUUUCUACCACUUCUGUGCUCCUGCCAGGGGUGUUGAGUCCACUGCAGUUUUUGUCCCUGGGUGACUGGGUAACAUUUUGAAUGAAACUGUUCCCUCAGGAUCAAGCCAAGAGCUGAUGCUGCUGAUGAACUAUCAGGCAUUUGUGGUGGGGUUUUUUUGUUGUUGUUGGGUUUUUUGUUUGUUUGGGUUUUUUGUUCUCUUUUUUUUUUUUUUUGAAAGCCCUGCAGGCCAGUAGCUUUUUUCUCUUCUAUUAUAAGCAGUGAGCCAAGUCAUGAAUUUUUCUCCCCACAAGUUGUAGGAUCCUGUGUACACCAGCCCUGUUCCAGCACCUGCUUCACGUACAGCAUUCCUGCUGCUCUGCCUCAAGGACAGAGGCAGAAACACCCAUAUGUAGUGUGUUUCUCAGCAGUGAUCACAAAUUAGUGUCUCUUCUGUCUGGGCACACAUUUUCAGAGGUGUUUUGCAGUACCAAAGACUUGGGGCUUUUAGAAUAAAACAAUAAUGCUAACAUCAAAUACUUAGAUAGUUUCUGGGCCUGAGCUGCUAUUAGGACUUUUUUUACCUUUUUGCUGUUUUUGAAAAUGAAAUCUGCACUGAAACUUCCCGUUAAAAGCUAUCUGGUUUUUUUUUUUUUCAAUCAUAUCGGGAGUGAAGCUGCCAGUUUUGAAUCCCAGGGUGCUGCCAGCUUUAUUUAUGUGUCUGAUAAUGGUGUAAUUGUGUAGGUCCCCAGUGUCUCCCAUCAUUUUUCUAGCUGAAGUAAGAUGUUCUCCUCCCUUCUUAUUCUGUUCAUGUUCUCUGGCAGCUUGCUGAAUUUACAGCAAAGGUCCUUCUGCAUUUUAUCUGCCAGCCAUCUCAAAAUGCUGCACUGUCAGAUAGUCACAGCUCUAAGAUACCAAACUAUGCACAAAACAGGCAGGAUGACAUGUGUUGGCUGAAAGCUCUGUUUGGCUCAGACUUUCUGGAGGUUUCUUUGUUGGGAAACUCUUAUUUCCUCUGCUGUAAUAAUUAAGGGAAGUCGCAGACUAUUGCACUAAAUAUGAAUCUGAGUGUGUAGGAGAUGUUCCUAAAUGUAUUCCAGAUAUUUCCAGUGACUAUAUAGGUGAUAAUAAUACAGAAUCACAACUUUGAUGUUUAAUUAGCAUGUGGUACUUCUUGUUUCCAAUGCCAUGCUUUCCUUUUUAGCAAUGCUCUGGGGGAAGAGUAUAAAUACCUUCACUUUUAAGUGGACUCUGAUUUUUAAGAACAUAUAAAGCUCAGCAUAUGUUUUUGGUAUUGGGAAAUACUUAUUUUAUUUGCUAUUUGUCUUAAGUUUUAUAUGUCUUUGAAAUGCCACCUGUAUUUUGAAGAAUUCUUCGAGUUGUUUCAAAUGAAAUUUUGAAUGCUACAUAUAGAAGGAGAUUAUUUUCCUGUGAAUAAACUGUUAAAGACAGUGACCUCAGA
Messenger RNA from Melozone crissalis (California towhee), 6205 nucleotides. RefSeq names its product ST3 beta-galactoside alpha-2,3-sialyltransferase 6 (gene ST3GAL6). The coding region runs from base 709 to 1818 and encodes 369 amino acids. Lineage: Eukaryota; Metazoa; Chordata; Aves; Passeriformes; Passerellidae. The transcript has 12 exons. Gene Ontology annotation, biological process: glycolipid biosynthetic process. The record is from RefSeq and is a predicted model, not a curated record. Gene Ontology annotation, molecular function: beta-galactoside alpha-2,3-sialyltransferase activity.